UCACCCUCUCCCCCCCGCCCGCUCUUCCUUCCCCGGGUCCCGAGCACUGAAACCACCCCCGGACCCGGACCCGGCCUCUCCCUCCUUCCUCCCCUCGUUGCAGCUCGAUGGGAAUCUGAGCCCAGCGACAUGGGGCUGCACGACUCCUUCUUGGCGCUGCUGCUCCUUCUCGGGGGUGCCUGGGCUCAGCAGGCUGAAAUCAACGCCCGUGUCUUCAGGGCUCAGGACUGCCCCGUGGACCUGUUCUUUGUGCUGGACACCUCUGAAAGCGUUGCCCUGAGGGUGAAGCCCUUCGGGGACCUCGUGGCACAAGUGAAAGACUUCACCAACCGCUUCAUCGAUAAGUUGACCGAAAGGUACUUCCGCUGUGACCGCUUCCUGGCAUGGAACGCUGGGGCUCUGCACUACAGCGACUCUGUGGUCAUCAUCAAGGACCUCACUGCCAUGCCCAGCGGCAGGGCUGAGCUGAAGAACAGCGUGUCGGCCAUCAACUACAUUGGGAAGGGCACCCACACUGACUGUGCCAUCAAGCAGGGCAUCGAGCGGCUGCUCGUCGGUGGCUCCCAUCUCAAGGAGAAUAAAUACCUGAUCGUGGUGACUGAUGGACACCCUUUGGAGGGGUACAAGGAACCCUGUGGAGGCCUGGAUGAUGCUGCUAAUGAAGCCAAACAUUUGGGGAUCAAAGUGUUCUCUGUCGCCAUCUCACCCCACCAUCUGGACCAACGUCUCAACAUCAUUGCCACGGACCAUUCCUACCGCCGCAACUUCACUGCCACCAGCCUGAAGCCAACCCGGGACCUUGAUGUGGAGGAGACAAUCAACAACAUCAUCGAGAUGAUCAAAGACAACAUGGAGCAAUCGUGCUGCUCCUUCGAGUGCCAUCCUCCCCGAGGACCCCCAGGACCUCCUGGUGACCCAGGCCACGAGGGAGAAAGAGGAAAGCCAGGUCUUCCUGGUCAGAAGGGAGAUGCUGGAGACCCCGGCAGGCCAGGGGACAUGGGGCCCGUUGGCUACCAAGGAAUGAAGGGCGACAAAGGAAGUCGAGGAGAAAAGGGCUCGAGAGGAGCCAAAGGAGCCAAGGGUGAGAAGGGCAAGCGUGGGAUUGACGGCAUUGAUGGCAUGAAGGGAGAAGCUGGAUACCCUGGACUACCUGGCUGCAAAGGCUCACCUGGAUUUGAUGGCACACAGGGCCCACCUGGACCAAAAGGCGAUCCUGGUGCUUAUGGACCCAAGGGAGGAAAGGGAGAGCCUGGAGAAGAUGGAAAACCUGGCCGGCAGGGCAUUCCUGGGAGCCCUGGAGAGAAGGGUGCUCCUGGCAACAGGGGAGAGCCUGGACCCUUAGGGGAGACAGGGGAUGAGGGUUCCCCAGGCGCAGAUGGUCCUCCAGGAGAGCGGGGCAGCAAUGGAGAAAGAGGACCUCCAGGCUCGCCAGGUGACCGUGGGCCACGAGGAGAUCUGGGAGAACCUGGACCACCUGGUGACCAAGGACGGGAAGGACCUCUUGGACCACCUGGAGACCAGGGUGAGCCUGGACCCCCAGGACCAAAGGGCUACAGAGGAGAUGAUGGCCCCCGCGGCAAUGAGGGCCCCAAGGGAUCACCUGGAGCACCUGGGUUGCCUGGAGAUCCUGGCCUAAUGGGAGAAAGGGGGGAGGACGGUCCUCCUGGUAAUGGCACGAUUGGAUUCCCGGGUGCCCCUGGGCAGCAAGGAGACAGAGGGGACCCUGGCAUUAAUGGAACAAAAGGAUAUGUUGGUCCUAAAGGUGAUGAAGGAGAAGCUGGAGACCCUGGCAACGAUAACCCAACUGCUGGUCCCAGUGGCAUCAAAGGAGCAAAGGGCCACAGGGGUCCUGAAGGCCGCCCAGGACCACCUGGACCUGCAGGGCCUCCAGGGCCAGACGAGUGUGAAAUCUUGGACAUCAUCAUGAAGAUGUGCUCAUGCUGUGAGUGCACUUGUGGUCCUGUCGACCUCCUCUUCGUGUUGGACAGCUCGGAGAGCAUUGGCCUGCAGAACUUCCAGAUUGCCAAGGAUUUCAUCAUCAAAGUCAUUGACCGCCUAAGCAAAGACGAGCGUGUGAAGUUUGAACCUGGGGAGUCCCGAGUGGGCGUUGUGCAGUACAGCCACAACAACACGCAGGAGCUGGUGGCUAUGGGGGAUGCCAACAUAGACAACAUUGGGGCACUCAAACAGGCAGUCAAGAAUCUGAAAUGGAUAGCUGGGGGCACCCACACAGGAGAAGCCCUGCAGUUCAGCAAGGAAAACCUGCUGCGGAGAUUCACCUCCACCAAUAACGUGGCCAUCGUCAUCACAGACGGACGUUCAGACACGCUGCGGGACCGUACCCCACUGACCUCUCUGUGUGAGGUCACCCCGGUGGUUUCCCUCGGAAUAGGUGACAUUUUCCGGAACUAUCCAAACCCAGACCAACUGAAUGACAUCGCUUGUUUAGGCAUGCCAAGGAGACAAGGACUGUCCAUUCAGAGAGACAACUACGCCGAGCUCCUAGAUGACUCCUUCUUGCAGAACAUCACCUCGUACGUCUGCCGAGAGAAGAAAUGUCCAGACUACACCUGCCCAAUCACCUUUGCCAAUCCGGCAGACAUCAUGCUGUUGGUGGACAGCUCCACCAGCGUGGGGAGCAAGAACUUUGACACCACCAAGAGUUUUGUGAAGCGGCUUGCAGAGCGGUUCCUUGAGGCCAGCAAGCCUGCCGAGGACUCUGUGCGCGUCUCGGUGGUGCAGUACAGCGGCAGAAACCAGCAGAAGGUGGAAGUCCCAUUUCAGCGCAACUACACGGUCAUCGCCAAAGCUGUUGACAACAUGGAGUUCAUGAACAAAGCCACAGAUGUCAAUGCCGCUCUGCAGUACGCCAUGGGGCUGUACCAGCGGUCCUCUCGUGCUGGGGCUAAGAAGAAGGUGCUGGUGUUUUCUGAUGGCAACUCGCAGGGGAUCACCGCGAGGGCCAUCGAGAGGACUGUGCAGGAAGUUCAGCAGGCUGGUAUUGAGGUCUACGUGCUGGCAGUGGGCAGCCAAGUCAACGAGCCCAACGUCCGUGUGCUGGUAACGGGGAAGAGCGCAAACUAUGACGUUGUCUACGGGGAGCGUCACCUGUUCCGUGUGCCUGACUAUACCUCCCUGCUGCGUGGCGUCUUCUACCAAACUGUCUCCAGGAAGAUAGCUGUUGACUGAGCACCCAAGGGGGUUUCUACCAGGGCCGCUCCAGCUUCUCUCUCACCUAAAAAUGAAAAACGACAAGACAAAAAAAAAAAAAAAAAA
This is a messenger RNA of Phasianus colchicus (ring-necked pheasant), 3276 nucleotides long. RefSeq names its product collagen type VI alpha 1 chain (gene COL6A1). The record is from RefSeq and is a predicted model, not a curated record. NCBI's taxonomy places the organism in Eukaryota, Metazoa, Chordata, Aves, Galliformes, Phasianidae.